This is a messenger RNA of Daldinia childiae, 858 nucleotides long. RefSeq lists its product as uncharacterized. Lineage: Eukaryota; Fungi; Ascomycota; Sordariomycetes; Xylariales; Hypoxylaceae. The record is from RefSeq and is a predicted model, not a curated record. The transcript has a single exon. Bases 1 to 858 code for a protein of 285 amino acids.
AUGGACGAUACUUCCUUUGACAUAUAUCUGGACGAGGUCGGAGAUGAGGGUAGUGGUUAUCAUAUUCGCAAUGAUCCUAAUCCAUCACGACGAUAUCAGCGAGAAACUGUUACUGAACGGCGUGGAGCUGUCGCUAUCCGCUGUAAGUCUCGAGAAGUUAUCCACGGAUUCCUCGACCCCGAAUCUAACGAGUUCGCUACGUUACUUGUUUAUGACUUCAGUUUCAACGCCGUGAAACCUGGGCGUCGCAUAACAGCUGCGACAAUCUCCUUGAAUUUUGGUAACUCAGUGCAAGAAGUUUCCCCGAGAAUUCACAACCUUUCCCCAUUUGGCCAUUUUGCUAUGUUACGGACGACUCAGCAACAGUCAACAACUCGUGGCAGUGAAAUUAAUGCAGGUAUUCAGUUCGGAGGGGAGUUAGGCGGCGCUCUGAAAUGGGAAAAGACAAUUUCCCUCGACAUGAGUAAUGCAACAACUUUGAAUGGGUCUACAGAAUGCGACGAUUUUGGCAACGAGAUCGGAGUUAGCUGGAUCUUACACGAGAACAGAUCAACGAAGACGGGAAUCCCGUCAUUCCUUCGAACAGCUAUACUUAUAAAGAGAGAAGAUAAUAACGAAUUCCAAUGUACCGCGAAAAUAAAUAUAGAGACGGAUUGGAAAACUGAACUGGAGAAUUUCUUUGGUUCAAGAAGCAGCGAUGACCCUAUCCUCUUCGAUCCCGAGAAGAAGCCGACAAACAACCUAAACAAGUCUGGAUAUCCUAUAGAGAAUCUUGCAUCAGUUGAUCUAAGAAAGCUAUCAGAUGUUGUAUUUCAUCAUUUACUAGAUGGUGUGAUCAAGAAGGGGCGUAUGAAAUAA